AAUACGUUUUUGAAAACGGUAGUAACUAUCGAAAUUAUUAUUUAUAAAACUAAAAUGGACUUCGACAAACCAUACAAAAAAUCCACUAAUCCGGAGAGAAAAGGCAACUGGUUUUUGAAUUUAUUUUUUAUAUAUACAAAGGAUACUUUCGUCAAGGGCUGUAGAACCGAGUUAACUCAAAAUGAUAUAUACGAAGUGCUUCCAGAGCAUAAGUCGCAAACAUUAGGAAAUAAAUUAGAAAAUGAGUGGAAGACACAAAUGGAUGAAAAUAACGCAUCUAUACCUAUACUUCUCUGGAAAUGUUUUGGCAGACAAUAUCUUUUAAUAUUAAUCAGCUUGGUCAUCCCAGUGACAAUGACGUUGACGCAACCAAAGAUACUAAAAAAAUUCAUUUCCUAUUUUACUCCAAGACACAAUAACUUAAGCAGAACUGAUGCGAGCUUGUAUGGAGUAUUGUUGAUCGUAGUGAUGCUUAUCAGACGUGUGUACCAAUACAACUUUCAUCUGAGGCUUACAGAAUUGGGCAUUCAAUUACGCACAGGAUUCACAUCUUUAAUCUACAGACAAGCUUUAAAAAUUAACCCGACGCUAGUUGAAAAUGGCAAAAUGAUAAAUCUGAUAACCAGAGAUGUGAGUGAAUUUGAAGAAGCUAUAUAUAAAAUAACCAACUUGUUAAGAGAUCUAACUAAGCUUGUGGCAGCAUGUUUUCUCCUAUAUACAGAAAUUGGAUGGUUAUUUCUUAUACUCCCGACAAUAGUUCUUAUUAGCAUAUUCGUCAACACAUGUUUAGCAGUUUUAGUGCGUAAAUUUAAAUUGAAAUCUUUGAAGAAAACUGAUGGAAGAUAUCAAAUAAUAAAAGAAGCAUUAAGUGCAAUAAAAGUCAUCAAAAUGAACCUUUGGGAAGAAAGUUAUGAAAAGAAAAUUGCUAAAAUCAGAAAUGAAGAAGUUCAUUUUAUACGCAACGUAAAUAUACUGUUUUUUCUAAAGUUAGUCCUUUCUGAAUCAAUUCACAAUGCGUCGUGGUACAUAAUAGUGGCACUCUCCAUUUGGUUUAAGAUCCAAUCAAAUGCCGGGACAUUAUUUCUUAUAAUGAACAGUCUAACUUUUGUUUCUUAUGGCUUAAAAAUCAAUUUUCCAACAGCCAUACAUGAAAUAGCUACAUUGAUUGCUGUAUUUAAACGAAUUGGAAAAACACUGCGAAUUAAAAGUGAUGAAUCAUACGUGGAAGAAAAUAAGCUUUCACCAAGAAUUAAGUUGAAUUUAAAAAUUCACACUGCACAUAAUCACACACUAAUAAAUUUGAAAAAGUGUAACAUUGUAAGAGGAAUAACAGCAGUAACAGGACCUAUUGGCAGUGGCAAAACUCUUCUGUUGAAAGUCCUCACAAAAGAAUACAAAAAUAUAGAAGGCGAUUUAGAAGUCGUCGGCAGCAUUUCUUACGCAUCUCAAGAACCCUGGCUUUUUCCAUCGACCAUCAAACAAAACAUUUUAUUUGGAAGUAGUUACGACGAAAAUCGCUACUUAGAGGUUUUAGGAGUUUGUGCUCUACUUGAAGAAUUACGACUUUUGACCGAUGGUGAUUCUACUAUCGUAACUGACGGAGGAGCUAAUCUAAGUAAAGGACAAAAAGCUAGAAUAAAUUUAGCGCGAGCUGUUUAUAAAGAACGUGAUAUAUAUUUAUUAGAUGAUUGUCUGGCUAGUUUGGAUGCGAUUGUUGCGGAUCUUGUAUUUGAACAAUGCAUUAAAACAUUUCUGAAAGGCAAAAUAGUGAUCUUGGUUACUCCAUCCAUAAAGUACGUCAAUAAGUCAGAUAACGUCAUUACACUGAAAAAUGGUGCAAUGGAAAAUUCCCACCCUGUCCACAGUAAAUCUCCAAAAAAUGAGGGAACUAAAAGUAUGAAAUAUAUUGAAAAAGAUAAAGCAAAGAGCAAAACAGAAGAGUCAUUUGCGGAAGACAACGUUGACCAUGAAACUCCACUGAUUAAAAACACCAACGAGACCAGAGAACUCUACACAGAAACAAAAGUACAAGGCAAAGUACAAUUCGAUACUUAUAAAAACUAUAUUAAAGUGAAUGGGGGCAUGGUCAAAAUUGUUUUAGUCUUACUUAUCACUGGAAUAAUACAGUUUUUGAAAAGUUCCAUCAAUAAAAUGGAAUCCGUUUGGAUAAAUGCAGAACAAGUAUUGUUUAGCAAUGCCACAACAAAGGAAAUAUAUAUUGAGGCAAAUCAAAAACGUCACCAAAUGUUAAUUCUUCUACCUAUAAUUAUUUCAUCUACGACUAUAUUAAUGUUAUUAAGUACAUGUUUUUUCUAUGUGCUUGCUGCCAAAGCUUCUCGAAAGCUUCACAAUUUACUUUUUUCUAAUGUGGUUCGCACUUUCAUGCAAUUCUUUGACAACAAUCGAAUAGGAAUUAUAUUGAAUAGAUUUUCAGAAGAUAUACUGUAUAUUGAUGAAAUAGUACCCUUAACGUUUUUUCAGCUAAUGGGUUAUUUUGCCGGAACAGUUGGAGUUAUUAUUCUCAUAGCUACAGUUAAUGCAACAUUUCUAAUCCCAUGUGUGCUGAUUAAUAUAUACAUGGUUCUGGUACAAAUGUUCUACUUAAAAAUUGGGAAUGCUUUAAAGCGACUCGAAUUCUUAACACGAAGUCCUGUAAUUGGGUAUAUCAAUACAACUUUAGACGGAUUGACAACCAUAAGGACCUCAAAAAUUCAAGAUACACUGCGAAAAGAAUUUGACCAACAUCAAAAUUUGUAUGCUUCCUCUUCUUAUAUGUACGCAUGUUGUGAGAAAGCAUAUCUUUUUCUGAUAGGAGCCGACCAAAUUAUUCUCCUUAUUUUCGCAAUUAUCCUUUUCUUAGCAAUAGAUGACAAAAUGACAUCAGGGAAAGUUGGACUUGUUUUGUCACAAAUAUUUAGUCUGUCAAGUGCACAGCAUUUCUUUUAUCGUAUGAUGACUAGACUGGAGAAUCAAAUGAUAACAGUAGAAAGAGUUUUGGAGUACACUAAACAAAAACAAGAAAGCAAAGAUGGUUUAGUAAUAGAACAUUGGCCAAAGGAAUGUGAAAUACGAUUCAAAGACGUCUCCCUUUCUUACAAGAGCGACCAAGACCAUGUUUUAAAACAUUUAAAUUUCGCCAUCAAAAAUAAACAAAAGGUAGCCAUCGUUGGUAGGACGGGUUCAGGAAAAACAUCACUGAUUUCUACACUCGUCCGACUUUACGAUUUCGAAGGAAACAUUUUUAUUGACAACGUAGACAUCAAAACAGUUCCAGUGGAUUUCCUCAGGUCAAAAAUAUCUGUAAUUCCACAAGAACCUACUAUAUUUUCGGGAACGUUACGUGAAAAUGUUGAUCCUACAGGACAACAUUCAGACGAUGAUAUUUGGAAAGCUAUUUCAACUGUGAAUUUGUCACUCUUUCAAAGUUUGGAUGAUAAAAUUGACACGAAUUUAAGCAUUUGUGAAAAACAACUCAUUUGUGUGUGUCGAGCUCUCGUUAGGCGAAACAAAAUCGUAAUUUUUGACGAAAGUAAUGCCAGUGUGGAUUCCGAUACUGAAGCAUUGAUACAAAAAAUAAUAACAGAUAAUUUUGCCGAAUAUACAGUUAUUGCAAUUAUGCACAAAUUGCGUUACAUUUUAGAUUUUGACCUAGUAUUAGUUGUGGAUAAAGGUGUGAUUAUUGAGUCUGGUGAUCCGUCUAGCUUGCUGAAGAAAAAAAAUGGGAUGCUUAGCAACUUGUUUAAGCGGCAAUGAAAUGGUAAAAUUAAAAACCUGUUAAAAACCAUAAAACGAAACAACUACAACAACAAAUAAGUAGACGACCGACAACUAGAGGGUUAAUUUUAUUCAAAUAUUUAAAUAAUCUAUGUUUUAUUGUGUAAAUUUUA
Molecule: messenger RNA, 3887 nt
Organism: Zophobas morio
Lineage: Eukaryota; Metazoa; Arthropoda; Insecta; Coleoptera; Tenebrionidae
Product: ATP-binding cassette sub-family C member 4-like
Exons: 9
Coding region: 55-3753 (1232 amino acids)
Biological process (GO): transmembrane transport
Cellular component (GO): membrane
Molecular function (GO): ATP binding; ABC-type transporter activity; ATP hydrolysis activity
Source: RefSeq, a predicted model, not a curated record